AUGCUUGCGAUUUUCUUCCGGGGAGAAAGCUUUAUAGUUCCAUUUGUCCAUAUCGGUCAGUUCCGACGCGACUAUCGUGCCUUCUGGGCCGACCCAACGGCCGUGAAUCCUCUAUGGCUUUCCAUGCUUUUUUCCAUUUGCUCAGUCGCUACUAUCAUUGCAAGCACGAUUGGUCCUCCACAGGCCUCGCGGGAAGAGACCAUCGAUAAAGCGGCCAAGUUCCAUGUAGCGGCGGGGCAAAGCUUGGUUGCCGGCGAGUAUCAUCGUCCGCAGCCUUUAGUGCUAGAAGCCUUAGCCAUGUACGCACAAGGCAAAAGCAUGCGCAGUCUUGACCCUUCUCGAGAAGCUGGGGCCAUCUUUUCGAUGAUCGUACGUAUGGCUUAUGAGAUGGGCUACCAUCGAGAUCCAGACAAACUCGGUAACUUCACCCCGUUUGAGGGUGAGAUGCGUCGACGCCUUUGGGCCAUGAUGAAGCAGGUCGACCUAAUGACUUCGUUCCAACUCGGCCUCCCCAGUAACAUUCGGUUUGAGAACUGUGACACUAAAGCGCCGCGGAACCUGACAGACUACGAUUUCGAUGUGGAUACUAAGAUAUUGCCUGAAUCUCGACCGGAGGAAGAGCCUGUCAACCUGCUGUGGUUCAUAGUGAAAGACCGUCAGAUGGACAGUUUCAUGAAGGUAUGCCAAGAGGCCUUGAGCUUCCAUGAGAAAUCAGAGGCGGAGGUUCUCAAGCUUGAUGCGGAGAUCCGGCACAUGCAAACCACCAUCCCUCCAAUGCUUCGUGCCCGGCCUAUUGCCGACUCGUCUGGCGACUCGCCGUUCCUCAUUAUGGUCCGUAUAUACGUCGAGUUUAUCUAUCUUAAGAGCCUGUGUGUUCUCCAUCGACGCUACAUGGGCUGCGGCAGAGUUUUCAGCACGCAGUCUUGUAUUGAGGCCGGGCGUCGACUCGUGAGCCAAUUUGUUGAAAUUCAUCAGGAGUUUCAGCCCGGAGGCCAGUUGCACCAAGCACGGUGGAUGCUCACCAAUUUCACUAUGAAUGAUUUCCUGAUGGGAGUGAUGGUGCUCUGUCAGAUUGUCAAUAUCUGGCGCAGCAAGGGUCGUCACUCUGCUGUUGAUCCAGGCACCGAGGGCGCUACGUUAACGCUGUUGAAACAAGCCCUGGCUAUCUGUGUAGAGAAGUCCCCCGCUAGUCGCGAUGCACGAUACGUGGCGCGUGCAAUAAAAGUCAUCUUGGACGGCCCUGUUGGUCCAGCCAGGAAUGAAUCUUCGCUAUUUGUACUGGGCGAGGAAGGCGAGGACGUUGGGACUUCUCUUGGAUGGCUGGACAAUUUCCACGGAGAGAUGGACUGGCAUCUUCUGGACUCGCUCGCCUUAGAUUGA
Messenger RNA from Penicillium chermesinum, 1380 nucleotides. RefSeq names its product fungal specific transcription factor domain-containing protein. NCBI's taxonomy places the organism in Eukaryota, Fungi, Ascomycota, Eurotiomycetes, Eurotiales, Aspergillaceae. The transcript has a single exon. Gene Ontology annotation, biological process: DNA-templated transcription. Gene Ontology annotation, molecular function: zinc ion binding; DNA binding. The record is from RefSeq and is a predicted model, not a curated record. Gene Ontology annotation, cellular component: nucleus. The coding region runs from base 1 to 1380 and encodes 459 amino acids.